AAUAGCACACACUCCCGCCAAAACACACUGACACACACACUCAUGCCCCCACUGGCUCUGUCCAGUGACUCCAGUCCAGCUCUGACAAGUGAAAAAGAAGAGCCUAUUGUGGAUUUGGGAUUUGUACAGCCCUCUGUACUUAGUGGGAUAAGUUUAUUUUCCCAGAGCUAAGCUCUUGUCAGACUUGCAGAGACGAUGCCUUCCUUUUGCCUAGUCUCAAAAACCGCUCAGUGGAUUUGGUAGUUGCUCAGAUCAUUUUUUGCAAGUUAUUCCAACGGGAGGGAUAGAGAGACUGAGCCAGAGAAUGCUCCCACAGCUCAUAAGGAUUCUAUAUGUCUUGUCUUUUAGCUUUUUUCAUGGUGGCUUUAUCAGACUGGGCUCCUGUAAAGAGGAGAUAAAGUCCCCCAGUAGGACAGUCCCCUCCUCGCAGUCGCCGUCUGACUUCCUGGACAAGCUCAUGGGGAAAAGGUCUGGCUAUGACGCUCGCAUCAGACCCAACUUCAAAGGUCCGCCUGUGAAUGUCACCUGCAAUAUCUUCAUCAACAGCUUUGGGUCCAUCACAGAAACGACUAUGGACUACAGGCUCAAUGUGUUCCUACGGCAAAAAUGGAACGAUCCCCGAUUGGCUUACCAGGAGUACCCGGACAACUCCUUGGACCUGGAUCCCUCCAUGUUGGACUCCAUCUGGAAGCCUGACCUGUUCUUCGCUAACGAGAAGGGGGCUAACUUUCAUGAGGUCACCACUGACAACAAACUGCUGCGGAUAUUCCAAGAUGGGAGCGUACUAUAUAGCAUCAGGCUGACUCUCAUCCUGUCCUGCCCUAUGGACUUGAAGAAUUUCCCCAUGGAUAUUCAGACCUGUACCAUGCAGCUUGAAAGCUUUGGGUAUACCAUGAAUGAUCUGAUCUUCGAGUGGUUGGCAGAGAACCCGGUGCAGGUGGCUGAUGAUCUGACACUCCCUCAGUUCGUGCUGAAAGAUGAGCAGGAUCUGGGCUACUGUACCAAGCACUACAACACAGGUAAAUUCACCUGCAUCGAAGUUAAGUUCCACCUGGAGAGACAGAUGGGCUACUACCUGAUCCAGAUGUACAUCCCCAGCCUGCUCAUCGUCAUCCUGUCCUGGGUCUCCUUCUGGAUCAACAUGGAUGCUGCCCCGGCUAGAGUGGGCCUGGGCAUCACCACCGUGCUCACCAUGACCACCCAGAGCUCUGGGUCCCGGGCCUCUUUACCCAAGGUGUCCUACGUGAAGGCCAUUGACAUCUGGAUGGCCGUGUGCUUGCUGUUCGUGUUCGCUGCGCUGCUCGAGUAUGCAGCAGUCAACUUCGUCUCGCGGCAACACAAGGAGUUUAUCAGGCUGAGGAAGAAGCGGCGGCGGCAAAGAAUAGAAGAGGAACUGGUGAGAGACAGCCGUGGGUUUUACUUCCGCGGCUACGGACUGGGUCACUGCCUGCAGACCAAGGACGGAACGGCGGUGGAAGGGGCCACAAUCUUCGCCCCGCCGGUGUCCACCAUGUAUGAUGGAGAGGCGGUCCGCAAGUGCUUUGUGGACCGGGCCAAGCGCAUCGACACGAUAUCCCGCGCAGUCUUCCCUCUGAGCUUCCUCUUCUUCAACAUUUUCUACUGGAUUACCUACAAAGUGCUGCGACAUGAGGACAUCCACGCAAAUUUGUAAUACGCUCUCUGCUCUAUUCCCAACGACCUCUAAUUGUUACAUGCUACUUUUUUUUUCUUUUUUUUCAACCAAAACUGCCUAUCAGAUAUACAUUAAAAGUGUUUCAGGGGCAUAUGCUUCGCAACAGUUGCCAUUGAUGCUAAAAACUCUGUGCUCAGGUGCGUCUUCAGGAUUUCAGAGAGAGAGAGAGAGAGAAAGUGUGUAUGAAAAGAAAGUGAAGAUGUGAAUUUAAACUGGUGUUAGAGUGCUAUUUGUUAUUGCAUUCUCUUUUAUCUUAGUCAUCUUAUUUUGACUGGAUUACAGCAGAAACAUAAUAAUGCUAGUCUUUGAACUUCUGCCUGAACUCUGAACAAUGGCUAAAGGCAGAUACCACAAGGGAAUAUUAGUCAUGGCUGGAUGGAUACUACUGACUUGAAUACCAAUCAACGCAUCUUUGAAUGAAUGUAACAAAAAAAAAAAAAGGAAAAAAGGCUUUUUUUACAACUUUACAAUGCCAAACAAAUGGAUGUGAGGGAGGGAUUGGGGUCUUUGAUAUUUCUGGAUUUAAAUGAGGUGAUGAUGAUAUGUUGUUUUAACUACAUAUGACAAUAGAUUACAUACAGUGCAUUCGGAAAGCAUUCAGACCCCUUGAGUUUUUCCUAAUUUUGUUACGUUACAGCCUUAUUCUAAAAUGUAUUAAAUAGUUUUGUCCCUAAUCAAUCUACAAACA
Molecule: messenger RNA, 2381 nt
Organism: Oncorhynchus mykiss (rainbow trout)
Lineage: Eukaryota; Metazoa; Chordata; Actinopteri; Salmoniformes; Salmonidae
Product: glycine receptor subunit alpha-4-like
Biological process (GO): monoatomic ion transmembrane transport
Cellular component (GO): plasma membrane
Molecular function (GO): transmembrane signaling receptor activity; glycine binding; transmitter-gated monoatomic ion channel activity
Source: RefSeq, a predicted model, not a curated record